AUGGAGGACGCAUUAUUUAAAGAUGGUGAUGAAAAGUUACAACAACAAUCAGUGUCUACGACAACAGGUGGUGGUGGACAUCAAGGACAUCAACAUCAAGGACAUACACACGAACUAUCAGGUGAACAUAAAGGUCAUGAACAGUUACAUGCAACGAUUAGUUUAUGGUUGAUCAUGCUGUCAGUGGCAGCACAGCUGCUAUUGUUGUUGUGGAAACAUUACUCUGCUAGAACCUAUCUAAGAGCGUCGCUGAUUGGCAUGUGGCUAUUCCCAAUUCUAUACAGUAUCUAUUAUGGCUAUAUUAGAAUGAUCAUCAUAUGGACACUAUUCAGUUUGGCAAUAGUCUACUUGUAUCGUCUCUCUAUCGAACAACCACUACAACGAACCACUCCAAAGAUUGUAUACAUGUGGUUCUACUCGAUUUAUUUAAUUUCUUAUUUCAUUACAUUCUUGGGAUACAUUGGUUUGAUGUGUGCAAUGUUACAAAUCAAUAUUCCAAUCUUAUCUAAAGGUUCACUUGAACUAUUAUUUUAUGGUUUAUAUUUUGGUGUACUUGGUAGAGAUUUUGCAGAGAUUUGUUCAAAUAGAAUAGCUUCGAUUUUAGGAUUGGGGGGCUCGAGAUUGCCAAUUACAAAGGCAUCUAAUAAUUAUUGUGCUGUUUGUUCAGGGUAUUUGGAUCCCAAUGCAACCACUACCAAUUCAGCUAGUGCUGGAUUGAUGAACCCAACCUCUUCCUUUUCCGAUCACAAUAAUGACAAGGAUCGAUCAGGAAGAAUCAGUAGAAUAGUAGAUAGAACAAUGAACAUCAUUUUUAGUAAAAAGAGUUGUAAAUUGGAAUGUGGACAUAUGUUUCAUCUUUGGUGUAUCAAAGGAUGGUAUUUAAUUGGAAAACAUGAUCAUUGUCCAAAUUGUAAUGAAAAGGUUGAUAUUAAAAGUUUAAGUACAAAUCCAUGGGAAAAGACAGAUUUUGCAUGGGGUAUUUUAUUAGAUGUUGUUAGAUUCUUGAUAGCGUGGAAUCCAUUAGUUAUUAUGGUUUCAAAAGGAAUUAUUUAUGUUUUCGAUAAAUAA
Cavenderia fasciculata is the source of this 1068-nucleotide messenger RNA. RefSeq lists its product as uncharacterized. Gene Ontology annotation, cellular component: Golgi membrane; endoplasmic reticulum membrane. Gene Ontology annotation, molecular function: metal ion binding; ubiquitin protein ligase activity. Lineage: Eukaryota; Evosea; Eumycetozoa; Acytosteliales; Cavenderiaceae. The transcript is spliced from 3 exons. The record is from RefSeq and is a predicted model, not a curated record. Bases 1 to 1068 code for a protein of 355 amino acids.